Sphaeroforma arctica JP610 is the source of this 156-nucleotide messenger RNA. RefSeq lists its product as hypothetical. The annotation marks the transcript as partial. The record is from RefSeq and is a predicted model, not a curated record. The transcript has 2 exons. NCBI's taxonomy places the organism in Eukaryota, Ichthyosporea, Ichthyophonida.
AGAUGUCACAUUUGGGAGAGGUUACAACCGAAUGGUUUGGAUACACAAAUCGACAGCGCUGAUUUCUCGGCAGGGGAAAAGCAGCUUAUAUGCAUUGCCGCGGGCAUAGUGAACGACGCAAAGGUAAGUGACAGACCACAAGGCAUCCAAGCUUGA